Funneliformis caledonium is the source of this 1029-nucleotide messenger RNA. The record is from the annotation of a GenBank genome assembly. Lineage: Eukaryota; Fungi; Glomeromycota; Glomeromycetes; Glomerales; Glomeraceae.
AUGAACAAUGACAAAAAUAAAGAUAAAUUUAAUCUGAAUUUCAAUGCUUUGAAGCGUCCAAGAACAAUAUCAGUGAAUGCGAAAGAAAAGAUAAUAAGCGAAUCACCAAUAAGACCUUCAUUAUUUCCUAUUAUUCCUUCAGUAGUGAUAACUUCUUCUUCUUCUAUUAUUAAAAUGACAAUACGUAAAGAUAUGUUAUCUGACAAAAUAGCAUCCAAAACUGUGACAGCAUUCAAGAUGUUGCAUCAUAGAGAUAUUUCAUUCGAUCAAUUACGAAAUGAAAAAUUAUGUUCAAGUCUUCUAAAUACAAAUCGUGUAAAGAAAGAUGGUUUUAGUAAUAAGCAGAUAAGAAUGUGGAAAGGGAGUGAAAGUAUUAGAAAAUUUUACGAGAAUUUGUACAUACCGAGCAACCCAGAUGAUCCAUCAUCUGAUACUUACAUCACAUUAAUCAUUAAAUCUAUUUUCACAUCUGAAAAAGAGCGUACACAAACAAAUGCCAUUUGGACUCAAUCAACUGAAAAUUUAAUAGAUGUAAAAGUGGGCUCAGAAAAUUAUGAUUAUUUGCCUAAUAGUGAAGCACUGAUGCAUAGUAAUCUAUAUAAUAAUGAUUACUAUAAUAAUGAUGAUAACAAUGACCAUUAUAAUGAUAACGAUAGUUUCACUGCCAAGGAAUGGGUAAAAUAUCAAACUCACAAUACCAACUCUGGAAAAUUUGUUUCUGUUUUUAAUAAACUUUUGGAUAAUUCAAAUGAAGAAUAUUCAGAAAAUUCAGAUGAUAAAUACUCAGAAAGUUCAGAGGGAGAAUAUUCAGACAGUUCGGAUGAGGAAUUUUAUAUAAAAAAAACUCUUCAAUUAGGAGAAAUAACAUUUUUUUGGUUGGGACAAACUAAAGAAAAUAAAAAAAGAAAGGCAUCAUAUCUUGGAAUAUUUAAUGUAACAUACUAUCGAAAAUAUGGACCAUCAGGUUCAUUUACGAAAGCAGCUAAAGGUUCUUCUUUAAUUACUCAAUACUAUGUGAAAAAAAAAUGA